UAAGCAAUAGAUCCUAAAGUAAGAGAUUAGAGUUUACCAAACAUUUAGAUUCUGUUAUUCACCCACGAUCAUGUUUUCCUCACCUUCAAGGAUGGUGAUUAUUUUCCUGUGGUUUCUAUGUGCGAUCACGGUCAACUUGGGUAUGAGCCACGAGACGAACAAUAACAUGACUAUUCGUUGCAAUAGAAAAGAUCAAGACCUCCUUUCAAUGUUUAAGCAAAGCAUUAAGGAUCCCUCAAAUAUGCUAUCAUCUUGGUCCAUUGAAAAAGAUUGCUGCAAUUGGAAAGGUGUUAAGUGUACCAACAUCAGUGGAAGAGUUACAGAACUACACCUUCAUUGUUUUGAUUUUAUCUACUCGGAUGAGUAUGGUGAUGAAACACUCCCUAUCAAAUGUUUAGGAGGUAAGAUCAACUUCUCUCUCUUGAAACUUGAUUUCCUAACCUUCUUAGACUUGAGUCAGAAUGACUUCCAAGCUAUCCAUUUUGAAUCUGUCCUUGGAUAUACAAAAAGUCAGAGAUCUCAUAAAUUGCCACCUAAAGCCUCCUCCUCCUCAACAAAUUUUUCUAGUCUGGUUCACCUGGAUUUAUCAAACAAUUAUAACCUCCACAUGGACAAUCUUAGAUGGCUUCCACGUUUUUCUUCUCUGAAAUAUCUAGACUUGAGUUCAAUAAAUCUCUCCAACGAAACUCUCUGGCUUCAAUCGAUGGUUAUGCUCCCUUCACUCAUGGAGUUAAGGCUGGAAAUAUGUCAACUCAAUGGGAUCAAUCCGUCUAUUGGGUAUGUCAAUUUUACUUCACUUGCGGUACUUGAUAUUUCCAUGAACAGUUUUCAUUCUGAGAUACCAAAUUGGCUGUUCAAUCUCGGAAGUGGAAUUUCUGAUUUGGACCUUAGCUAUAAUUCUCUGAGAGGCCAAAUACCUGCAACAAUGUUGAAUUUCCAGCAUUUGAAGUCCUUGCGUUUGGGCUAUAAUAAGCUAAAUGGAACUAUUCCAGUGUGGAUGGGACAAUUCAAAAAUUUAGAGAAUCUUGAUCUCUCUAACAAUUUUUUAUCUGGUCCCCUUCCAGCCACCAUCGGAAAUAUAUCAUCACUGACAUAUUUAGAUAUUGGAGAUAAUAACUUAAAUGGCAGUCUUCCAAGAACUCUUGGGCAACUAUCCAAAUUGGAGGCUUUAUUGAUUGGGCAUAAUUCCAGGUCAGGCAACCUGUCAGAGAAAAGUUUUACAAAACUUUCAAGCUUGAAGCGUUUGAGACUUGAAUCAACUGCUUUUAUUUUUAAUUUUGGCACCCAUUGGAAGCCUCUUUUCCAGCUUGAAGAGAUUAGUAUGAGCAAGUGCAAGUUAGGCCCAGGGUUUCCUUCAUGGUUGUACACACAAAGACCCUUGUUUUAUUUGGAUCUUUCAAGUUCGGGACUUUCAUUCAAUGUUGAGGACAAGUUUCAGAGCUUUAUAACACAGCUUUUGUAUCUCUUUUUAUCCAACAACUCAAUCACUGGGGAUAUUUCUACCACAUUGUUUACUGGCACAUCAAUUGAUUUAAGCUACAAUAACUUCACAGGCUGGUUGCCACGUUUGUCUGCUCAAGUCUCCUUCUUCAACAUAGCUAACAACAGUUUCUCAGGACCUAUUUAUCCUUUGAUGUGCCAUAAUAUGAUUGGGAGACAAAACUUAGAAGUUUUGGACAUGUCACAUAAUCUUUUAUCUGGAGAAUUACCUGAUUGUUGGAUGCAUUGGCAAUCUCUGUUUCAAGUGAACUUGGAGGGUAAUGAUUUAAGUGGUGAAAUUCCUGACUCAAUGGGUUGGCUGGUCAAACUUGAGACCCUACGUCUUCGUAACAACUCUUUAUCGGGAAAUAUACCUUCUUCAUUUAAAAACUGCAAAAAAUUGUGGUUCCUUGAUUUAUCAUUCAAUGAGUUUACAGGAGAUAUAUUGCAGUUGAUUGGGUCAUUGAAUAUGGCUCUCCUACUACGAUCAAAUAAAUUUAAUGGCAAUAUUCCAUCACAGAUAUGUCAGCUUUCCAAUCUUCUAGUGUUAGACAUCGCAAAUAAUAGACUUUCUGGACCAAUACCAAAGUGUCUAUUUAAUAUCACGACAAUGGUAACUAAUACACUUGAUGUGAACUUGUUCUACCAACACUAUUAUCGGAUGGGAGAGACUCCAUUGUCAGUGGCAUCCUACCAGGAGGGACUACCUUUGUUUGUGAAGGGCCUAGACUUGGAUUAUUGGAACUCAUUUGAAUAUGUUCGCAUUGUUGACCUAUCAAGUAAUAACCUUUCAGGACAAAUUCCACAAGAACUAUUUAGGCUCAUCGCCUUGCAAUCUCUAAACUUGUCCUGUAAUCAUUUGGUGGGAAAUAUACCAAGUAACAUUGGACAAAUGAAGUUUUUGGAAUCUUUGGACCUUUCAAGAAACCUGCUCUCAGGAGAAAUCCCUCAAAGCAUGUCAAAUUUAUCUUUCUUGAGUCGCUUGAAUCUAUCAUACAAUAAUUUUGAUGGAAGAAUUCCCCUCAGCACACAACUGCAGAGUUUCGAGGAAUCAAGUUACAUUGGUAAUCCAGAACUUUGUGGACCUCCUCUUCCAAAAAACUGUGCACAAGAAAAGAAGCCAAAUGACUUUAUGGAAGUGUCCAAAGAUGGUGAUUUUAACUCUAGUUUCAGAACUGGAGUUGGAGUUGGACUUGCGUCUGCUUUUUGGGGGGUUUUCGGCACCCUUCUCUUCAUCAGGAAAUGGAGACAUGCUUAUUUCCGCUUUCUUGACAGCCUUUACGUCAUUAUUGUCGUAAAUAUCAACCACUUUCGCAAUGAAGGUCUUUAAGAUGCAUAUGUAAGUUUUACAAACACAUUCUUAAAUAUGGUUUAGUUCUUUUCUUGUAAAUUUUACACAUCUUUCAGGUAAAUGUCAAACUACUAUCCAUCAAAAUAUAACUUUUGUCAUCUAGUUAUCGAAAAAUCAACUGGGUCUGGGAAGUACUAAUCUUAUUUAGUGACUGGCACUAACUUCACUUUACCUGGUCUCAUAAUAUAUGUCUAUAAUAGCGUUGUUGUCCAAAAAUUUACAUCUUUGGAGGUCUCCAUCUUCAUUUCUUCAUUAUAAGACAACAUCUGGUUGGGUAACAUUCAA
This is a messenger RNA of Lotus japonicus, 3115 nucleotides long. Its product is annotated as receptor-like protein EIX2. The record is from RefSeq and is a predicted model, not a curated record. Bases 71 to 2809 code for a protein of 912 amino acids. The transcript has a single exon. Gene Ontology annotation, molecular function: protein binding. Lineage: Eukaryota; Viridiplantae; Streptophyta; Magnoliopsida; Fabales; Fabaceae.